UGUAACACUCUUCAACAGCUUCAUCAUCUUCAUCUUACUUCUUUUCGCCCCGAAAUCGAACUAAAAUCGCCUGAGCUGUAUGCAGCAUCUGAGCCUUCUUCCUGCUAAUUUUCUUUUUUAAUCAUUAAUUUCUGUGAGUUGAAAAUUUAUCGAAAAAACGUAGCAUAAUGGCUUCGAGUUCUGAAAUAGGGCUUGCAGCAGCUACAAACAUACUAAUGGCAUUUGUUUUUUUGGUGGCAUUUGCUAUACUUAGGAUUCAGCCGUUAAACGAUAGAGUGUAUUUUCCGAAAUGGUAUUUAAAAGGGUUAAGAAACGAUCCACUUCAAUCGGGUGUGUUUGUGCAGAAGUUUGUCAACUUGGAUUUCAGAUCAUACUUGAGGUUUUUGAACUGGAUGCCUGCUGCAUUGCACAUGCCAGAACCCGAGCUUAUUGAUCACGCAGGAUUGGAUUCGGUUGUUUACUUGAGAAUUUACUUGACAGGACUUAAAAUAUUUGUUCCAAUUGCAUGCCUUGCUUUCGCGGUCUUGGUGCCGGUCAACUGGACUAAUCAGACUUUGGAGCAGUCAAAAUUAACAUAUAGUGACAUUGACAAGCUUUCAAUAUCCAACAUUCCAACCGGAUCAAACAGGUUUUGGACACAUAUAGUCAUGGCUUACGCCUUUACCUUUUGGACAUGCUAUAUUUUGAAAAGAGAGUAUGAGAUAAUUGCGUCAAUGAGGUUGCAUUUUAUUGCAUCAGAACAACGAAGGCCUGAUCAAUUUACUGUGCUCGUGAGAAAUGUGCCAUCAGACCCUGAUGAGACAGUCAGUGAGCUUGUGGAGCACUUUUUUCUUGUCAACCAUCCAGAUCAGUAUUUGUGUCAUCAGGUCGUGAGAAAUGCAAAUGCACUCUCAAAAUUGGUUAAUGAGAAGAAAACAAAGCAAAAUUGGCUUGACUACUAUCAACUGAAGUAUAAUAGAAAUAACCAUUCAAAAAGGCCAUCAAUGAAGACUGGUUUUCUUGGCCUGCACGGUAAGAGGGUGGAUGCUAUUGAUUAUUAUCAAUCCGAGGUUGAGAAACUAAUGAAAGAGAUAUGUAAAGAGAGGGAAAAGGUUAUUACGAGCUCCAAAUGCGUUGCUCCAGCUGCAUUUGUCUCUUUUAAAUCACGAUGGGGUGCUGCGGUUUGUGCACAAACUGAACAAUCCAGGAACCCAACUAUCUGGUUAACUGAGUGGGCCCCAGAACCCCGUGAUGUUUAUUGGGAUAAUCUUGCCAUUCCAUUUGUUUCACUCACAAUUAGAAGACUUAUUAUCGCCGUGGCCUUUUUCUUCCUGACGUUUUUCUUCAUGAUCCCAAUAGCAUUUGUACAGUCACUUGCAAAUAUUGAUGGCAUAGUGAAAGCAGCUCCUUUCUUGCAAGGCAUUAUGGAAGUGAAAUUUGUGAAAUCUUUCAUACAAGGAGUUCUUCCAGGAAUCGCUUUGAAGAUCUUCCUCAUUCUUCUACCUUCAAUCUUGAUGAUGAUGUCUAAGUUUGAAGGUUUCACCUCUAUAUCAGCUCUAGAGAGAAGAUCUGCAACAAGAUAUUAUAUUUUUCAGUUUAUAAAUGUCUUUCUUGGGAGCAUAAUUACAGGGACUGCAUUUCAACAGCUAAAAACCUUCAUUCACCAGUCUGCAAACACUAUCCCAAUGACAAUUGGUUCAUCUAUACCAAUGAAAGCAACCUUCUUUAUAACUUAUAUCAUGGUCGAUGGAUGGGCUGGAGUUGCUGGUGAGAUUCUGAGGUUAAAACCAUUAAUAUUCUAUCACUUAAAGAAUUUUCUCUUGGUGAAAACCGAAAAGGACAGAGAAGAGGCAAUGAAUCCUGGAAGUUUGUCUUUCAACACGGGGGAACCUCAAAUCCAGCUUUAUUUCUUACUUGGCCUUGUUUAUGCUGUUAUCACCCCGAUUCUGCUACCGUUUAUAGUAGUUUUCUUCGCCUUGGCUUACUUGGUGUACCGUCAUCAGAUAAUAAAUGUGUAUAAUCAACAGUAUGAGAGCGCUGGAUCUUUCUGGCCAGAUGUACAUCGCCGCAUCAUAACUGCACUAAUUGUAUCCCAGUUGCUUUUGAUGGGUCUUCUUAGCACAAAAGAAGCUGUGAAUUCAACCCCAUUGCUUAUAGUACUCCCUGUGCUCACCAUAUGGUUCCAUAGAUUCUGUAAAGGACGGUUUGAACCAGCUUUCAUUAGGUACCCUUUACAGGAGGCAAUGAUCAAAGAUACACUAGAGCGCACAAGGGAGCCAGGUCUAAAUGUCAAAGUUUAUCUAGAAAAUGCAUACGUUCACCCAGUUUUCAAUAAUGAAGACAGAUGGGAUGGGAGUGAUGAUGGAUUUAGUGAUGAAGAGAAUCCAAAAGAACCUGCCCUGGUCCCCACAAAGCGUCCUUCACGAACAAACACACCAGCACGAAGUCAACGUAGCGAGUCAACACGAACCUUGUUGUGUGUUACGGAUGAAAGAUCCUGUCCAUAAGACAGAUGUAGUGGUAUUCGAUAUAGAGUUUUAUGAGGGAUUGUACGUAAUGAGAGGCCUUUUGUGUAUAUAUUUAGUUAUGAAAUUGGCUACUUUAGAGUUUAGGCCAUCUUGUUCUUGAUGGAAACACCGUAUUGUGCCAGUGUCUAUUACAAUGAAGAGAAAAAUAU
Erigeron canadensis is the source of this 2656-nucleotide messenger RNA. Its product is annotated as CSC1-like protein At3g21620. The record is from RefSeq and is a predicted model, not a curated record. Lineage: Eukaryota; Viridiplantae; Streptophyta; Magnoliopsida; Asterales; Asteraceae. Gene Ontology annotation, cellular component: plasma membrane. Gene Ontology annotation, molecular function: calcium-activated cation channel activity. The transcript is spliced from 12 exons. Bases 168 to 2486 code for a protein of 772 amino acids.